This is a messenger RNA of Heterostelium album PN500, 1560 nucleotides long. RefSeq names its product 60S ribosomal export protein NMD3 (gene nmd3). The transcript has 5 exons. NCBI's taxonomy places the organism in Eukaryota, Evosea, Eumycetozoa, Acytosteliales, Acytosteliaceae. Gene Ontology annotation, biological process: ribosomal large subunit export from nucleus. Gene Ontology annotation, molecular function: ribosomal large subunit binding. Bases 1 to 1560 code for a protein of 519 amino acids. The record is from RefSeq and is a predicted model, not a curated record. Gene Ontology annotation, cellular component: nucleus; cytoplasm.
AUGGAGUUUACACCAGUUCAUUCUGUUUCACAUAUAUUAUGUUGUCUUUGUGGUGUUGUGAUUCCUUCGAAUCCAUCGAAUAUGUGUGUAAACUGUAUUCGUAGUCAAGUAGAUAUUACAGAGGGUAUUCCAAAACAGUUGAUUAUUCAAUGGUGUCGUGGAUGCAAUCGUUAUUUACAGCCACCCAAUCAUUGGGCGAUGUGCGAGUUGGAGUCACGUGAGUUACUCACUCUCUGUAUCAAGCGUAUCAAGGGUCUGAAUCAGGUGAAACUCGUCGAUGCCGGUUGGGUCUGGACGGAGCCGCAUUCGCGUCGUCUCAAGGUGAAGCUCACCAUCCAGAAGGAGGUGUUCUCCAGUGCCAUCUUGCAGCAGGUGUUCAUCGUCGAGUUUGUCGUACAGGGUCAGCAGUGUAACAAGUGUCAGAAGUUCGAGGCCAAAGACACCUGGAACUCGGUGGUACAGCUGCGUCAGAAGGUCGAUCACAAGCGUACCUUCCUCUUCUUGGAACAGAUCAUCUUGAAACACAACGCUCACUCACAGACACUCAAUAUUCGUGAGCGUACCGACGGUCUCGACUUUUACUUCUCCAACAAGAAUCAAGGUUUGAAAUUCGUAGAGUUCAUCUCAUCGUUCGUACCGCUAAAGUCGAAGCGUUCCGAACAACUCAUCUCCACAGACGAACAAAACAACAACGCCAACUAUAAACACUCUUUCUCCGUGGAAAUCGUUCCACUCUCAAAAGAUGAUCUCGUUUGUCUCUCUCCAAAAGUUAUGCAUGCAUUAGGUGGAAUGGGUCCAGUUGUUUUGAUUUAUAAAGUAUCAAAUUUAAUUCAUGUUAUAGAUCCAAAUACUUUGCAAAUGGGAGAAAUCAGUCCACUGCUAUUUUGGAAUCAUCCAUUCAGAGCGUUGGCAACACAUAAACAAUUGGUUGAAUUGGUAGUUUUAGAUGUUACUUUGACUGGUGAAAGAAGAGGAAAGUUUGCUUUGGCAGAUAUUCAAGUUGCAAGAUCAUCAGAUUUCGGUAGAAACGAUACAACCUUCUUUAUUAGAACACAUUUGGGACAUUUGUUUAAUGCAGGUGAUUUGGCGUUGGGAUUCGAUGUAUCGACAGCCAACAUGAAUGACAAUGAAUUUGCCAAUAUCAAGAGCAAACAAACCGUUCCAGAAAUCAUUUUAGUAAAGAAGACCUAUCUCAAUUUGCAACGUCACUGGCACACCAAGCGUAUCGACAUGGAGAAGGGUGAACCACAAAAGAAGAACGAUAUCGAAGCUGCCGAGCGUGACCAAGAGAUGUUCUACCAGGAAAUCGAAAACGAUCCAGAGAUGCGUUCCAAGAUCAAUCUCUACAAGAAAGAGGGUGCCGCCGAAAUCUAUGCCGCCCGUAAGAAACAGAGAGAGGAACUCGGUGAGUCCGACGAUGAGAACGAAGUCGAUUUGGAGGAUCUUUUGGAUGAGAUGACACUCAACGAUCAAGACAACGAGGAGUUUGACGACGAAGGUGAAGAUUGGGAUGAUGAAGACGAUGACGAAGAAGAUGAAGAUAUGGAUAUGGAAGAUUAG